Messenger RNA from Pochonia chlamydosporia 170, 2979 nucleotides. RefSeq names its product ATP-dependent RNA helicase DRS1. Bases 1 to 2979 code for a protein of 992 amino acids. Gene Ontology annotation, molecular function: nucleic acid binding; RNA helicase activity; ATP binding. Lineage: Eukaryota; Fungi; Ascomycota; Sordariomycetes; Hypocreales; Clavicipitaceae. The transcript has 4 exons. The record is from RefSeq and is a predicted model, not a curated record.
AUGGCUCCUCAAAAGAGAAAGCCAGUCGAAGACGACUUCAUAACCACUCUUUCCGACAACGACGAGGACCCUUUCCAAGAAGAAACAGCCUCCGCUCCUCCACCAAAGAAGAAGGCAAAGAUCAACAAAAAGUUGAAAAAGGCCAGCAAAGAUAAUGAGGAUUCAGAUGAAGAAGAGCCUCAAGGAAUUUGGGGCCGCAAGGAUGACGACGAUGGCGCUAUGAAUCCCGACUUUGAGUUCGUAGCCGACGAUGCUGGGGAGUUUGGCGAUGAGGAAUUUGAAGGCUGGGGGUUUGAGGGUGCUAAGAAGGGAAUGUCCGAGAAGAAAGGAGUGGAUCUAGAAGAUAUUAUCCGUCGACGUAGAGAAAAGAAGAAUGGAAAGACGGAGGAGACCUUGGAAAAUGGUGAUGACGAGGCGGAGCUGGAGAAUGACCUGGAUGUGGCCUUGGAUGAUGACGAUGACGAGGUAUUGGCAGAUGAUGCCUUUGGUAUGAAUGUCGACUCUGAGGCUGAGGAAGAUGAAGAAGCGGAGGGAGAAGGAGAUGAGGACGAAGACGCAUCUGAUGGUCCCGGCAAGGCUGGACAGGCUGACAGCGACGACGAGCCGGCUUCCGAUGAUGAUUCAGUAGCGACUCCAGAAGCCCAUCCCGACGACGAAGUAUCCGAUGGCAGCGACGACGAAGAGGAUGCCGAGGAGCAAGCAAAAAGAGACGCCUUCUUUGCGCCCGAAGAAAAGCAAACGACGGACAAAAAACUGGACAUGUCUUCCUUCCAAGGCAUGUCACUGUCUCGUCCGAUCCUUCGUGGUCUUACCGCAGUUGGCUUCACCAAACCCACCCCUAUCCAGGCCAAGACUAUUCCCAUCGCCCUCAUGGGCAAGGAUCUCGUCGGUGGCGCAGUCACUGGUUCAGGCAAAACUGGCGCAUUCUUUGUCCCGAUACUGGAGCGAUUGUUGUUUCGACCCAAGAAAAUCCCGACUACUCGCGUCGUUGUUCUCACCCCUACCCGUGAAUUGGCCAUGCAAUGUCACGACGUUGGUACCAAACUGGCCAGGUAUACCGACAUCAAGUUCACUCUGGCUGUCGGUGGUCUCAGUCUGAAGGCUCAAGAGGUUGAACUUCGAUUACGGCCCGACGUAAUUAUUGCAACACCAGGUCGAUUUAUCGAUCACAUGAGGAACUCGGCCAGCUUCAACGUUGACACAGUGGAAAUCUUGGUUCUGGACGAAGCCGAUCGCAUGCUGGAAGAUGGAUUUGCAGACGAAUUGAACGAAAUUCUCACAACGCUGCCCAAGUCAAGACAAACGAUGCUGUUUUCAGCCACCAUGACCUCGACUGUUGAUCGUCUCAUCCGGGUUGGCCUGAACAAACCCGUACGAUUGAUGGUUGAUUCACAAAAGAAGACAGUUACAACUUUGGUACAAGAAUUUGUUCGACUUCGACCGGGUCGAGAGGGAAAGAGAAUGGGUUAUCUUGCACACAUCUGUAAGACAUUUUAUCACGAGAGGGUUAUCGUUUUCUUCCGCCAAAAGAAGGAAGCGCACAAAGCUCGCAUAGUUUUUGGUCUAUUGGGUUUAUCAUGUGCCGAGUUGCAUGGAACGAACAUGAUAUUAACACGGCCUUCUCUACAGCGUAUUGCUAGUGUUGAGUCGUUCAGAGACGGCAAAGUGUCGUAUCUACUUGCAACAGAUCUUGCUUCUCGUGGUUUGGAUAUCAAGGGUGUCGAUACGGUCAUCAACUACGAGGCGCCUCAAUCUCUUGAAAUCUACGUACAUCGUGUUGGUCGUACAGCCCGUGCCGGACGAAAAGGCACAGCCGUCACACUGGCGGCGGAGGCAGACCGUAAAGUUGUCAAGGCCGCAGUCAAGGCUGGAAAAGCACAAGGCGCCAAAAUUACGAGCAGAGUGAUCGCCCCUGCAGAUGCAGACAAAUUACAGGAUGAAAUUGAUGAGAUGGAGGACGAAAUCGAAGAGAUUGUCCGUGAGGAAAAGGAGGAGAAGCAAUUAGCACAGGCGGAAAUGCAAGUGAAGAGGGGCGAGAACUUGAUUGAACACGAGGCGGAGAUCAAGUCAAGACCCAAGAGAACGUGGUUUGAGACUGAGCACGAUAAGAAGAAGGCCAAGCAAGCUGGCAAGGACGAGCUAAACGGAUUGCGCGACUCGUUGAAGAAGAAGGGCAGUGGAAAGUUGAGUAAUAAGGACAAGAAAACGCUUGACGCCAAGGCCAUGAGAUCGGAGGGCAGAUUAUGGAAGAAGGGCAAAGGCGAUGCGGAAGCACAUAAGGGCAAAGGGCCAGGCAAGGGGAAAGGAAAGCCAAAAGCAAGAGGCAAACCCAAAGGGAAAAUUGUAAAUAUUGGCAUUGAAUAUACUGUCAAUCUUGAGCGUAUUCAUCGUGAUGUCAAGACGAGCCAAAUGGUUUAUUUCCAAACUGAUGUCAAUUGGCACUGGGUGAUUAUGUCAGCCCCGCCAGCGGACUCGCACCAAUGGAACAGCAGCAUUCAAGUCCAGCCGAGUGCUGGUCAGUGGAGCAGCCAGACUGGACCUGACUUGCUCCUGCACUUUGAUCUCUCACUCUCAUCCAGCAAUCACCAUCACGAGUCCGAGCUCUCCACUAUCCUUGGCCAGCUUCAUCAUCUCAAUCUCCAUCUCACAACACUCCACGCCAUCACACCCCGUCUUGCUAAUUUCGUCCAUCCCGUCACUGCGUUGCACUCUGGGACCGCCUGGGCCAGACGCUCGCGCACGCCAACAUUGAACAGACCUCGCGCCGCGCCAAAAGCACCAGACAAGACAGUAUCCCAACCCUCUGGUGGCUGCACGCAGGCACAGCAUCCUGACGACCAGAGUCAGGUGCUCUCAUCACCGCUCACCACCGCUCACCACCCCCGUGCCCCAUGCGCGAACCAACAGCCCUACAGUCCCAUCUCAUCACCAUUGAAUCCAGUCGCAGCCCCCUGUCAGAAGACGGGGCGGUUCAUCUGA